Pundamilia nyererei is the source of this 1491-nucleotide messenger RNA. RefSeq names its product lathosterol oxidase. Gene Ontology annotation, molecular function: oxidoreductase activity; iron ion binding. The transcript is spliced from 5 exons. Lineage: Eukaryota; Metazoa; Chordata; Actinopteri; Cichliformes; Cichlidae. The record is from RefSeq and is a predicted model, not a curated record. Bases 73 to 981 code for a protein of 302 amino acids. Gene Ontology annotation, biological process: lipid biosynthetic process.
GCCCGACUUUAGUUGAGUGAGCCUCCCUCCAUCGUUGUUCCGGGAUACCUGCAACCAAGAAAAGAUUCAGCCAUGGAUCUUGUGCUGAAUGUCGCUGACUACUACUUCUUCACGCCGUACGUGUACCCAGCGUCGUGGCCUGAAGACGGAGCCCUGCGGCAGAUUAUCAGCCUGCUGGUGGUGACGAACCUCGGAGCUGCAGUCCUGUACCUGGGCCUGGGAGCCAUCAGCUACUACUUCAUCUUCGACCACAAUCUGAUGAAACACCCACACUUCUUGGAGAAUCAAGUAUGGCGAGAAAUCAAAUAUGCGAUGACCUCUCUGCCCGUGAUCAGCAUUCCCACUGUGGCUUUGUUUUUCACUGAAGUCAGAGGCUACAGCAAACUCUACGAUCAUGUCGCCGAUUCGCCCCUCGGUUGGCCCGGACUUUUCCUGAGUAUGAUUUCAUUCCUGUUCUUUACUGACAUGUGCAUCUACUGGAUUCACCGCUUCUUACACCAUAAGCUUAUUUACAAGCUGUUUCACAAACCACACCACAUCUGGAAGAUCCCCACUCCCUUUGCCAGUCAUGCUUUUCAUCCAGUGGACGGCUUCCUGCAAGGAAUGCCCUACCACAUCUACCCGUUCCUCUUCCCCCUCCACAAGGUGCUCUACUUGGUUCUUUACGUUUUCGUUAACAUCUGGACCAUCUCCAUCCACGACGGCGACUAUCGUGUACCCGGAGCUCUGACGAGCGUCAUCAACGGCUCAGCUCACCACACUGACCACCACCUCUUCUUCGACUACAACUACGGUCAAUAUUUCACUCUGUGGGACCGCCUGGGAGGCUCCUACAGGCACCCGUCAGCUCUGAUGGGGAAAGGUCCCCAUGAUCUGAUCAGGAAACUUCAAGCAGAGGGAAAGUUGGGAAAUGACGAAGCGAAGCCUAACGGGCAAGUGAAUGGACGGGCGCAGAGGGGAGUUACCUGUAAGGAGGAGUAACAGUACGCGGGUUAUGAAUAAUUUCAGAAAGUGAUCUCUAUUUUUUUGUAAAGACAAUUUGCUAAAGCCCAGCGUAUUGGAGAGUAAUUGGAGUUCAUGUAUGUGCCAAAUGAGCCUUUGUAAGAAUUGAGUUCUUGUGGAGCAAUGAGUGAAUGUGAAACGGCUGCCCCUGGUUGGACUGCACACACAUACCAAUCACAAACUAUCGACUAACAUCCGGAGAUGGGGUGUUGUUUUGUAGUGUAACAGAUUUUUGCGAACCGCACAGCAAAGAGACUUGAGGAUCACCAGAAAGCUGGAGCUGCUGGAGCUACUGGAGCUUCUUCAGUCACAAACCAGCCCUGAGGCUGAUUUCACAGGGCUCUACUAUAGCCAGAGGUUUUUAUUUGACAGGUUAUAAAUCAGAGUAACCCAAAAGUUGAAACACUGGCUAAUCAGCCAUGCCUACUUUGCACUUCCAGCUUUUAUUAUUAUUAUUAUUUUUUUUAAGAGUCAUAAGAAACAUAAGAG